This is a messenger RNA of Trichogramma pretiosum, 3932 nucleotides long. RefSeq names its product arginine kinase (gene Argk1). The record is from RefSeq and is a predicted model, not a curated record. NCBI's taxonomy places the organism in Eukaryota, Metazoa, Arthropoda, Insecta, Hymenoptera, Trichogrammatidae. Gene Ontology annotation, biological process: phosphocreatine biosynthetic process. Bases 824 to 1948 code for a protein of 374 amino acids. The transcript is spliced from 3 exons. Gene Ontology annotation, molecular function: creatine kinase activity.
AGAUAUAUAGAGAGAGAGAGAAGCCGACGACGAAUACGAGAGAGCGACGAGGCAUCGCAGUACAUUUCCCGUUGCAUCGCACGUGCGAGAAGAGAGCCCAAGGAAUAGGAGUGUAGCUGUUAUAAAAGCCGCCGCCGGGCCUUACAACGCACGCAGUGAAUAUAAGUGUACGUGUGCGCGAGCACGAGCCGAAAAAUCGGAGAAAGUACGUACGAAGAAGAAGGUUUAUAUAUAGCCGUGUGCGCGGUCGGAUUUUUUUGAAUUUUCGAAGGCAGAGCGGCGAAGAAGGCGCUGCUGCGAAGGAAGAAAGUUUUAAUACACGAGCGUCUCAUCAUUGCCGGAGUGCUCGCGGUGCAGUGAACGUACAGUGAUUUUUUUCCCCGCUACUACCAAUACUCGAUUUACGAUUUUUUUUUCGUACUCGAGAGUCCGAGAGAGAGAGAAAGAGAGAGCGUAGGACACAUACGUACGUACACCAAGCCGCAGAAAGGGCGGCACACGCAGAGCCGAGAGCAAGAGAGCAACAGAGACGGAAGAAAGAGAGGCUGUGUGCGCUACAACCACACCCCUUUCACCGACGACGAGCAUAUAUACAGCAGCGCGUAGUCGCUUCGCUGCGUUGUUUAUACAUAUAUAGAACUGUAUACGCACAUUGGAUAAGUGCGUGUGUGUGCGUGUGAUAUCGUUGGAAGAAGAAGAGAAAAAAGGAAAUUUAUUUUUGAAUUUUUACGCGCGCCCUAUCGAGUGUGUGUGUGCGUGAAAAGAAUCAAAGAGAGCUACUUUAAUUUAAACGAAAAACAAAAAAACAAACCAGAGAGCAAUAAUGGGCGGAUGCACAUCCAAGGAUGCCGCUUCGAGCGACGACAGCAAAAAAGGCGGUAUGGUUGACCAGGAGACUCUCGACAAAUUGGAGGCAGGCUUCGCCAAGCUCCAGGCCUCCGACAGCAAAUCCCUGCUGAAGAAGUAUCUGACCAAGGAGGUCUUCGACGCCUGCAAGACCAAGAAGACGUCCUUCGGCUCGACCCUCCUCGACGUCAUCCAGUCCGGCGUUGAGAAUCUCGACUCCGGCGUAGGCAUCUACGCGCCCGACGCCGAGUCCUACACCACCUUCGCCGAGCUCUUCGACCCGAUCAUCGAGGAUUACCACGGUGGCUUCAAGAAGACCGACAAACACCCGCCCAAGGACUUUGGCGAUGUCGACACUCUUGGCAAUCUCGACCCGACCGGCGAGUACAUCGUGUCCACCCGCGUCAGAUGCGGUCGCUCCAUGGAGGGCUACCCCUUCAAUCCCUGCCUCACCGAGGCCCAAUACAAAGAGAUGGAGGAGAAGGUCUCGGGCACUCUGUCCGGCCUCGAGGGCGAGCUCAAGGGCACCUUCUACCCGCUCACCGGCAUGAGCAAGGAGACCCAGCAGCAGCUCAUCGACGAUCACUUCCUGUUCAAGGAGGGCGAUCGCUUCCUCCAGGCCGCCAACGCGUGCCGCUUCUGGCCCACCGGCCGCGGCAUCUAUCACAACGACGCCAAGUCCUUCCUGGUCUGGUGCAACGAGGAGGACCAUCUGCGCAUCAUCUCCAUGCAGAUGGGCGGCGACCUCGGCCAGGUCUAUCGUCGCCUCGUCACCGCCGUCAACGACAUCGAGAAGAGGAUCCCGUUCUCGCACAACGACCGUCUCGGCUUCCUCACCUUCUGCCCGACGAAUCUCGGCACCACGGUGCGCGCCUCCGUGCACAUCAAGGUCCCCAAGCUGGCCGCCAACAAGGCCAAGCUCGAGGAGGUCGCCAGCAAGUUCAAUCUGCAGGUGCGCGGCACCCGGGGCGAGCACACCGAGGCCGAGGGCGGCAUCUACGACAUCUCCAACAAGAGGCGUCUCGGCUUGACCGAGUACCAGGCCGUCAAGGAGAUGCACGACGGCAUCGCCGAGCUCAUCAAGAUCGAGAAGGAGCUGUAAAGCGUCGACGACAACGAUGGUUGGUGGUGUCCCGCUCCCCGCCCCUCCUCCGAUUUUCGUUUGACCAUUCGAUUAAAAAAUAAUUGUUGUCACAACACGAAACUCUGAAAGAGAGAGAUAUAGAAAUAAAUCACAAAUUUUUUUUUCUUUAUAAAAUUCAGAUUUCUACUUUGCGAGAAUUUCACUCUCCACUCUCUCUCUCUUUACUCUAGCUCUCCCGUAAAAAUCCUCCUUCCUCGAUUGUCCUAAUUUUUUUCUCCGAUCUACGAAUGGUGUGCACAUUGUACCAAUGUCGAGAGACAGCAGAUGAAAAAAAGAGCAAGCCAACGAAAUAAAAAUGUAACCACCCACUCCAGCAACAAUGAAAAAAAAUCCCACCAUAAUAUGCAUGAAAAACGAAUCGAAGAGAAUACGCAAUAAAGAUCACUUCAGCAAAAGAGAUAAAUUUUCAAGAAAUUUUAAAUAACGUAAAAAUUAACGACGCAUUAUGAUAUAGUAAAAGUAUAUAUAUUCUAUAAACGAUAUUACGUGUAAAACCAUUGAUUAAUGCAAUUUUGCUGGCGUACGUGUAAUAAUGCAACAUAUUAUAGAUUUCUUCGUUCUUCUUUUUUUUUUCUUUCUUUUUUUGCGUUGCGCAUCACUUGUUGCGUGCUCAGUUGAAUGCGAGUUAUACGAUUGUUGAUUGUUAUGUAUAUGUAAUUACUGUAAUACUCAAUAUUAAACCACUCGAUUUUAUGUAACGUAAACGGUAACAAAAAGCUUUAUUUUUUAUUUUCGGUUGCGAAUUUUUCAUGAUAAUCGGCUUCGCCUAAGCGUGUGUCCGCGUUGUCUGUUCUAUUCCCGCCUUUGUAUGAGCGCAUUGCGACGAAGAAGGAAAAAAAAUGUUUCAUUAGUUCCUUGAUUACACUAAGAAAAGUAUGUAUUAUUAUUAACAGUCCGGGAAAAUGUGGAUAUUAGGCUAUAGUUGAAAAAAAAAUGAUCGUGUAAGAUUAACCAAAGGAGAAAAAAAAAUAACACAGGACACACAUCACUCGAGCAGCUUGUACUAUACGAUCUAUUGUAUGUCGUGACUUUCAGUAUUUUACAUUGUGUUAAUUAUCAUUUUCCGUCUUCUGUAUUUCGACUUUCGAUUUUAUUCAUUUUUAAUUAUUUGGAACUUCGAGAGAAAAGCGUUAUAUAUGAGAAAUACACAUUCGUAGAGUCAAAAACCGAAUCUAUAUAGAUUUUUCUAGCUGAUUAAAAAACAACAAGUUGAAAAACGUAGUAGAGGGGUUUUUGAAAACUCACAAGUAAACUUACCUAAAACCUUUGCUUUUCUUAAAAGUAGUUAUAACUACAUUUUGUAUGCUUGUUUUAUGUUUCGAAUUUUAUUUCACUUUUAUGAUGUAAAACUCGUUUUUAAUUAUUUAAAGAGUAAAAAGUAAAAAACAAAAAAGUAAAAUUAGUAGCGCAGCGUUGAAUUGACAUCUAGUGGCAUCUCUCGCUGAAAAUGCGCGUAUAGUAUAUAAAACACGUGCUGUUCGACGUUUUAUUGUGAUUGUUUCGUUGCGUGCGAAACACUUUAAAGUAAACAAAACAAAAAGUGUAAUUGAUUAUAUGAAAGAAUAAAAAAAAAAAUUAAGUAAAUAAACACAAUUAAUGAUAAAAACCAAAAUAAAAGCAUUGUAUUUUAGAUUAAUGAGUAAAUUAACAAAAAUAAAAAAAAUUAUAAAUGCACUCCUUUAACAAAAGACGUAGAUGAAAGAAGAAAAAAUGAAAUUAAAUUUUCCUUACCGGUCGAUUGGAAUUGAUUUCAAUAAUGGAAUUGAAAUUCAGCCCGAGCAUUACAUUACGUGCCAGAGAGUGAGUCGGUGAAUGAACGUGUGUGAGAUUGUGAACGAAACGAACAAACGAUUAAAAAUAAUUUAAAAAAAAAAGGGUACUCCGCCCACUACCAAUGAUGACUGUCUUGAAUUGCACGUUACAUUGAAAUUGAAAAAAAAAA